Molecule: messenger RNA, 584 nt
Organism: Pomacea canaliculata
Lineage: Eukaryota; Metazoa; Mollusca; Gastropoda; Architaenioglossa; Ampullariidae
Exons: 3
Coding region: 98-409 (103 amino acids)
Source: RefSeq, a predicted model, not a curated record
AGUCACUGUCGUGUUUCGACUUAAAUGACUGACGAGGUCUUGGUGUAGUUUAUCUAAGGUGCUACUGAGUCCUACUCGUCUUUCAGACCUGGUGACAAUGAAGGUCGCUGUACUCGUCCUGGCUUUGUGUGUAGCCGCCAUGGCUCAGCAUCGUCCACCAGAGGAGACUCAACCACCUGUGACUAUAACAGUCGAGGAGUUGGUCUGGCUGGAGGUGGGCAACAUCAUCAGGGCCGACUCUCGCAUCACCCAGUCGGAGUGCAAGGCCAGGUGUGAUGCUCACUUCGCACUUAGCGAUGACCUGGAUGAAUCGCUCACAGACAUCAUUUGUCAACGGGAAUGUGAGCUGGCUGUCGCCGGCCAUGAGGACUUCCACCGACCACCAGGAGAUCGUGGCGGUCGCGACUAAAGAUGUCAGAUGGACAUCAUCAGGGUCACACAGGAGUUUUAAUUAACUAAGCUGUUCGAGCAAAAUAUGCGUUGGCAUGAUGACAAUGAUCUAUGACAUAAUACUGUAAUAUUAUCUUCUCCAAUGUUAUAGCUAUGUCUACACUUAUUGUACAAUAAAUAAUCUCGCACAUAUA